This is a messenger RNA of Balaenoptera ricei (Rice's whale), 3593 nucleotides long. RefSeq names its product intracisternal A particle-promoted polypeptide (gene IPP). Gene Ontology annotation, molecular function: actin binding. The coding region runs from base 534 to 2288 and encodes 584 amino acids. The transcript is spliced from 9 exons. Lineage: Eukaryota; Metazoa; Chordata; Mammalia; Artiodactyla; Balaenopteridae. The record is from RefSeq and is a predicted model, not a curated record.
ACCCGCCCAGCCAGCGGAGUGGAGAGGCCCCCUCAGCCGGCCGGGCCUCGCCUCAAGCCCUCAGCAGUCCGCACUGCCCAGUCACCCGCGCCGUGUCACCCCGCCGGACUUUCCCCGCCCCGUCUGUGCGCUAGCUUAUCGCGACUGCGCACGCAGAGCCUGAGCGGGCGCCAGCGGGAAGGGGAAGCGGCGGGUAAGAAGGGCCUGCAUCCCGGGGGCGUCUAUGACGGGAUUGGGAAUUUCCUCCUCGGCUCUCUCCGGCUCUCGGGACCCUUGAGGAGGAGAGUGCGAGGAGCCUCUGGAACCGGCUUCCUCCUGCCGUUCAGGCGUGCCUCUAAUAAUCGAAGUGUUUUCGCCCGGAACGUCGUCUAGUCCGGUCCCUUCCUGCCUCUCUUCUCCCCGCCCCCACUGGGGAAUCCGAGGCCGAGCUCCGGCCCGUCUGUUGUCACCAGGAGUAUCUGAGAUGUCUUCCCCGCCGUUUAGGGUAGGACCAGAUUAUGGGCAACAGUCCUUUUAAUUAAUCUGUCAUCAUCAUGGCUAAUGAGGGCUGUGCCAAGGCUGGUGAUAGUCCUUUUUCAUCAGAUAAACAUGCUCAACUCAUCUUGGCCCAGAUCAAUAAAAUGAGAAAUGGACAGCAUUUCUGUGAUGUGCAGCUGCAAGUUGGAAAGGAAACUUUCAAAGUUCAUCGGCUGGUUUUGGCUGCCAGUAGUCCUUACUUUGCAGCUUUGUUCACUGGAGGAAUGAAAGAGUCCUCAAAAGAUGUUGUACAGAUUCUAGGAAUUGAAGCUGGAAUCUUUCAAAUACUUCUAGAUUUCAUUUACACAGGUAUAGUGAACAUAGGAGUGAAUAAUGUCCAAGAGCUGAUUGUUGCAGCAGACAUGCUACAGUUGACUGAAGUUGUUAAUCUUUGCUGUGAAUUUCUGAAAGGACAAAUUGAUCCACUGAACUGCAUUGGGAUCUUUCAGUUCUCUGAUCAGAUUGCCUGCCAUGAUCUUUUGGAAUUUACAGAAAACUACAUUCAUGUCCAUUUCUUGGAGGUUCAUAGUGGGGAAGAGUUCCUGGCACUUACAAAAGAUCAGCUGAUCAAAAUUUUGCGAAGUGAAGAGCUUAGCAUCGAGGAUGAAUACCAGGUCUUCUUAGCUGCAAUGCAGUGGAUUCUGAAAGAUCUCGGAAAGAGAAGAAAACAUGUGGUGGAAGUGCUAGACCCAAUUCGAUUCCCUUUAUUACCUCCUCAGAGGCUUUUAAAGUAUAUAGAAGGAAUAUCCGAUUUUAAUCUUCGUGUUGCAUUGCAAACACUUUUGAAAGAGUACUGUGAGGUGUGCAAAUCUCCCAAAGAGAACAAAUUUUCUAGUUUUCUGCAGACAUCUAAGGUUCGACCUCGGAAGAAAGCAAGAAAGUACCUGUAUGCAGUAGGUGGAUAUACCCGGUUGCAGGGGGGUCGUUGGAGUGAUAGUAGAGCCCUCAGUUGUGUAGAACGUUUUGACACCUUUAGCCAGUACUGGACCACUGUGUCUUCACUUCAUCAGGCUCGAUGUGGACUGGGAGUAGCAGUUCUGGGAGGGAUGGUCUACGCAAUUGGAGGUGAAAAGGAUUCAAUGAUUUUUGACUGUACUGAAUGCUACGAUCCAGUUACUAAACAGUGGACAACUGUAGCUUCAAUGAAUCACCCCCGCUGUGGCUUGGGAGUGUGUGUGUGUUAUGGGGCUAUCUAUGCUUUGGGUGGUUGGGUUGGAGCUGAGAUAGGGAACACCAUUGAACGAUUUGAUCCCGAUGAAAAUAAAUGGGAAGUAGCUGGCAACAUGGCUAUGUCACGCUACUACUUUGGGUGUUGUGAAAUGCAAGGUUUAAUUUAUGUGAUUGGGGGCAUCAGCAAUGAAGGAAUAGAGCUUCGUUCUUUUGAAGUUUAUGAUCCACUUUCCAAGCGUUGGUCUCCACUUCCUCCAAUGGGAACCAGAAGAGCAUAUCUCGGGGUGGCUGCACUCAAUGACUGCAUCUAUUCUAUUGGAGGGUGGAAUGAGACACAAGAUGCUCUUCACACUGUAGAAAAAUAUUCCUUUGAAGAGGAAAAGUGGGUUGAAGUUGCUUCAAUGAAAGUGCCUAGAGCAGGCAUGUGUGUUGUGGCAGUCAACGGGCUUCUGUAUGUUUCUGGAGGUCGAUCUUCCAGCCACGAUUUCUUGGCCCCAGGUACCUUGGACUCAGUUGAAGUUUAUAACCCUCAUUCAGAUACAUGGACAGAAAUUGGUAACAUGAUCACCAGUCGUUGUGAAGGAGGUGUUGCUGUACUAUGAAAUAGAAAGCGUAAGAGAGCAGAGGAAACAUUUUGAAAAUACAGGAUCUCACCUUUUGCAAAUCACACUUGUGUUUGGUGAUAGGACCCUUUCAUCUGUUGAGUUUUCUGUGAAUUUGGUAGAUAAAUGAGUACAAAAUGAUUUUUUUAAAAGAAUUUGAGUGAGAAGCGAUAUGGAAUAUAUCCUAAAUCAAUAAAGAGUUCACACAAAUUUGCCAGGCUUACCAGUAGAUAUGCUGUUUAUGCUCUAGAAUUGUCCAAUUGGGAGUAGAGUCCUAUUUGUAAAGAUGAUUUGCUAGAAGCUUCUUGGCAAAUAGUCCCUUUAGCUGCUUCUCCAGUGCAGUUAAGCUGUAACAUGACCAUUAUGUGAUUUAAGAAUAUGAGCUUAGUACAAAGCUACUGCCUGGCUUGGAGAAGAUGGAAUUGUAGGUACCUGUAAAACUUUUUACAGACACUAACUCAUAAGUGUACGCUGAAAGGCCUCUAACCCAAAACUGCUUCUCAAAACUUCUCAUUUUCCCUGAGAAGCUUUCUAAAGAAUUGUUUUCUGUCCAUUUCUGAGACGAAGAUUCUUUGUGUACAUGAUCAUCACUUUUAAAUUAUUUCUACUAGUCAGUUGGAGCCAUAUAUAUUAAAGGUCUUAUACAUUUAGGUUUACCUAGCUGUUCCAGGAUUUGAUUUGUAUAUCCCUGAUUUCCCGUUUUCUGUACAAAAGUCCUCCAGUAUAUUAUAGGCAUUAGUGGCUUAUUUAGAUAGAAAACCUUUGGUAAGCAUUAAAGACUCGGGCAGCACUCACAUCCAAAAUAUUUGGAUAGACUCACAAAGAUACUUUCCUUCAUAACUUAACCAUAUGCAUAUAUUAAGAAAAGCUUACGUAGUGCAGACAGAAAGCUCUGUGUCCCAUUCUUUGGGGUACCCUGAAAGUCUGAAGGGUCACAGAUGCCUGGCUGGGAUCUGUAAAAUGUCAAGGAAUGAAGUAUCAAGAUAAUAUGUAAACUAUUUAAGCUGUAACUCAUGUGCCUUUAAUAUUUCUAGUUAAAGAGAAUCUGCAUUCUGGUUCAAGAGAUUUACGAAUUUUCCUAUCAUUUAAUUUUCAUUAUUGCCUGAUGCCAACCUAAAAUGGCACUAUGAAGGGAGGCAUUUUGUACUGCUGUGGCAGAAAUGUAGUCCACACAAUCAGUGUUUGGGCUUAAUAGGUCCAGACGAUGCCUGAAAAUAAGUAAUUAUAAAUAUGCUUAUUUCCUAGGUAAUGACAGAUUGUUUUAAAAAGAAUGUACUAAUAAAGUAUCUUGAUUUCUUUGCUUUU